This is a messenger RNA of Thrips palmi, 2143 nucleotides long. RefSeq lists its product as uncharacterized. The record is from RefSeq and is a predicted model, not a curated record. NCBI's taxonomy places the organism in Eukaryota, Metazoa, Arthropoda, Insecta, Thysanoptera, Thripidae. The transcript has 4 exons. The coding region runs from base 1 to 1335 and encodes 444 amino acids.
AUGACCACAAAAAGGUUCUGGUGCCGGGACUGCGGCGAGGAUGCCGCGGAGGACUGCGUGGACUCUGGCCACUCCGUGUGCUCCCUCCGCCAGCAUCGCUCUGAACAGGCCGCUCCCAAAUUGCAGCGUCUGGACAAGGUGGCGACGUCGGCGCGCGAGGUGGUGAAGGCCCUGCUGGACGCCAAGGGCGUGCUGGAGGCCCAGCUGGAGCAGUGGCGGGGCAGGCUGCGGCACGUCGAGGAGGCCAAGAAGGAGCUGUGGGAGGCGGCCAUGGAUUGCCGGGACCUGGAGGAGCCUGCACUGGAGGAGGGCCUGGAACAGCUGCUGCAGGACGCCACCACCCUCCUCCAGGCCAAGUGCCAGCUGCAGCUGCAGGUGGACUCGCCCUGCUCCACCUGGAAGGGCCAACUGCAGGUGGCGGCUCCAGGCUCCAGACGCAGUUUGCUUUGCCCACUGAUGCUGCAGAUGCACCAGGACUGGAACCUCACCAAGAUCUUCCGUCCCGAAGAGUGUAUGCAUGUGUUGAAACUCAGCCAGCAAACGGAGCACACCCAAGAGCUGGACGAAGCCCUGCAGAACCCAGGCCUGGACAAGGUGAGGAAGCUGAGAGGACUGUACUGCAGGGAGCAGCCGAACUGGAGUGUAGUGCUGCUGAAGCGCGUUGCCUCGCGCGUCGAGUGGCUGUCCCUUUGGAGCGCCGUUCGGGAACACCUCGAUGUGAUACGGGACAUGCCAGCGCUGCGCUGCUUGCACGUCCACUUGAGGCAAGUCCAGAACGCCCCAGACUUGCCGCUUCAACUGCAGGAAUUGCAGGUGGUGAACAUCACAGAGGAACAUCUCCAGUCGGUGCAGCGGAUGCCCAGGCUGCGUAAACUCGUCUUGAACUGGUACAGACACGGUGCUCUCGACGUGGCGUUCCCCCCUCUGCCCAUGGAUCACUGCGGCCUGCGAUGGCUCAGUGUGUACCUCCAGCCGGCCUCCACCGUGCUGUCCCUGGCCAAGGCCCACGCCGCCACACUGCAGGAGCUGCGGAUCCUGUGCGCGUCCGAGGGAGACGAUCCGUGGCAUUUCAAGGACCUGGCCGAGGGGCUGCGCCAGUGCGGGCUGGUGGCGCUGCGGCGCGUUGUGCUGAUUCGGGGACCCGCUCCAGGCUACCCUGACAGGAAGCUUCCCCACAAGACACAGUCGUGCAAACGGCAGAAGAAGUCCAUCUGGGACAAACUGUUAGUGACGGACUCGGAGAAGCCAGUCAGGGUAGUGAAGGUCAUGUGCGAGGAGUGUGACAAGUGCCCCGCAUUUCCGCCUCUGGGAGACUUCACCUGGAAAGACGAUUAAUCCAGUGCUUCGUCUCAAUUGAGAGUCUUUCUCUUCUGUAUUUUACUUUGAAUUCUGGCAUUCCGAUCCCUUUAUUAAACCCCAGAGCUAAUUGUUUCGUGUUUGGCACGAGUUUUUAAUUUACUACCGCCUGACGUCCUGGUGCCAUGGCUGUAAUGCUGAUUUGUCCUCGAUCCGAUCGUGCGCAUCGAUGUUUCUAUGGCACACUUUGGUUUCAGAAACGUUACAUCACGUUCAAACGAAUGUGACAAAGUGGCACGUUCUUUUGAGCAUCGUGUCACAUUCGUUUGAAUGCGAAUGAGCUAAUUGAUGCCUGAUUCACAUCCAAACGAAUGGGACGCAACGCUCAAAAGGACGUGCCACUUCGUCACAUUCGUCUAAGCGUGAUGUCUUGUUUCUAGAACGAGAGCGUAUGGAACGAUUAUCUCGAAUGUAAAACUAAACCCCCAAGAAGGAAUUUUUUAUAUUUUCUAAGCUUCAUAUUAUUUUACGUGAUUUUAUGUCGUUCUGUACAGAUGGCGUUGUUUCGGACGUAAUUACACUUACUUGUUGAUUUGGUGAGACGGAGAGCCAGACUGCUGUGACUUAUUUUUGUUUGAUUCGUAGCAUUGUUCUGCUAAAGCACUUCCUUGUUUGUCAUGAUUGGUUAACUUUUUAAUACCCACAGCCUGACGUUAAGUUUACGUGGCGUUGGUGUUGAAGUGAUAUUUCUUCGAUGUCGAUUGUGAACACAAAUCUUUGAUUCCAUAUGCACGAUGUUGCUCUCGUUUGUUGUCUUACGAAACAUUAAAACCUUUUGAAACUACUG